Molecule: messenger RNA, 783 nt
Organism: Symbiodinium sp. CCMP2592
Lineage: Eukaryota; Dinophyceae; Suessiales; Symbiodiniaceae
Source: the annotation of a GenBank genome assembly
AUGGCUCAACGUCGGCGCAAUCGCCCCCUCGGAAAGAGGAAACGUGCUCCAACCGAGAGCGUUCUUCUGGAUUUGAUAAACUCAUGCACCGAUCAGGCACGUCGCAAGCAGGCAUUCCGCGAGUACAACACCAAGGACAAGGCAGUGGUAACAGCCGUGAAGGACAAAGACUUAGCCGUCAAGGACAAAGAAUUAGCCGUGAAGGAAGCCGUGAAGGACAAAGACGAACAGCUGGUCGCAUUGAAGGUCGAAAACAAGAUGCUUCAUCAGGGACUUCUGCAAGUACAGGGUCUGCUGACAAGCAGGGGACUCUUUGAACGGAUUGCUCAACUUGCUUUCGCUGAGCAGAAAGUUGCUGGUCAUGUCAAGGGAACCUUCAACUGCACAUCUGCUUUGGAGCAAGUCGUCAUCACUCCCCAAUCAGGACCUUGGUCGAAGCUGCUCAAAGAGACAAUAAAGAAGUGUGCUCCAGCAGUGGGGAAAUCCAAGGACCUGCAGAAGAAAGAGCUCCAGCGUCUCUGGGCGGACUUGUCAAACGCAAUCCAUGGUCAUGCCUGGUAUGGUCCUGGCGUGAAGGUGGUGGCAGCGCUUAGCAAGACUGGCAAGUGUGUCAUCGCUCGGCUCGCGGAGGCCGGUAUUCCGUCAGGCGCCGCGUCGCCCGAGCAGAGGACAAAGCUCUGCGAGCGGGACGCGCCGGAUGCUUCCUCGGCCGGUCUGGAAGUGGUGCAUUGGAUGGUCGAGCUGAUGAAGAAGGAGGGGAAGUGGGACACCAAGAAAGCUUGA